Molecule: messenger RNA, 1660 nt
Organism: Xiphophorus maculatus (southern platyfish)
Lineage: Eukaryota; Metazoa; Chordata; Actinopteri; Cyprinodontiformes; Poeciliidae
Exons: 5
Coding region: 149-829 (226 amino acids)
Source: RefSeq, a predicted model, not a curated record
UUACAAGGAAGGAGAGGAGGAGAGUUUGGGAUCCUGACUUCCAGAGCGCAUGUGUCCCCCCGCGGAGAUGGCAGUCGUGAAGAGGAGCCGCUAAACUGGAGUUCCUCUCUCGCUCUCUCUUUUUUUUUUCUUCUUCCUGAGGUGUAAGAUGAGAGCAUUUGCACUGAGGCUGGGGAGCUCGGAAAGAUUUAUGGAAGAAACUUUCAAUUUCCAAGCAGAGGAGAUGUCCACAUCUGCGAGCCCGACCAUUCCCACCUCACAGCUGACCUCGGAUCAGCUCACGGUGCUCGUUGCCUCCUUUUCUUCUCUGGUGUUCUUUUUCGUUGUCGUCUUGCUGCUUUCCAUUAUUUACCGUAAAGAUCCCCAGUGCUGCAAACACGGCUCCUACCAGGACCCACAUGCGGAUAUGGAUGCUGCCCCUCAGUACUACAGCAGCAGACAGACUCUGGUUGGAUCUCCUCGUUUGGAGCAGACUCACAUCCCUGAAGACAGCGUCACCCAGCUGCCGGGUGAGCUGUUCUACGUGGGCCUGCCCUCCAGCUACAGCCUGCCCACCCUGGAGACCACCCUGCCGAAGCUCCCCUCCUACGAGAGCGUCCGAAAGAAGGACCGCCAGCGGCAGAUUCACAUGAUGAUCGCAGACCGUUUCGGCCUCAAUGGACCCAUUGUUACUGAGUCUCCUCCAUCAUACGAAGAGAGCAUCCGCCAGUCUGUGGAGCUGCCGUGCGACAUCCUGUCAUCUGACCUGGAUGUUCCCCCUCCUCAGAGAGCUUACAUGAGCGAGAGCCCAGGUUACGCCACAGACAGCACCGUUCUACCUCCUGUAUGAUGCCAAACAAGUCCUCAAGCCGGCGAAAGAAUGCAAAGGGAAGCUGUACCUCAGUUUCUGAAAGAGUUCAACAAAACUUUCUGAUCCAGAUACCUCAAACUGAGCCAAACACCCAACCCAAAGAGGAGCUGCAUCCCAUCUAAUCAGAGGCACAUAUGAAUACUUCAAAAAACGGAGCAUUCAACGACGAAGGUGGCUGGGACAUCUUAACGAAGGAAAAUGACCAAAACGAAAAAACCCAUUAAUAACAGUGGUGUGGGUGCGCUUCUGCUCAUAGUUUUGUUUUGUUUUGUUUUUUUAAAGAUUUUUUUUAUCAUGAAGCAUAAAGUGAAAACACAUUGUAUAUUUUUAUUCAGAUGUGCUGUAAAGCAGAUAUUUGUUUGUGUAGCCAACCACAAGAGAAGGAGACAAAAGUAAUUUUCACUUUUAAGAAAGUUGAGCUAAAUGCUCCCAAAUCUCUAUGUUCUCUAUAAAAGUGGGAGGAACAACUCAAACCCAGAGAACAAAUGAACAACAAGGAGCUAGUUUUGUAAAAUUCAAUAAAACACAACUUAAAAUAACAGUCUGAGAAUCGUCCUCUGUAGUCACCAAUCAAAUAGUAUGUUUUACAGAGGGAAACAAAAGUAAAGAAAUGCAAAAUGUAAUAUGAGCAAAUCACACAACUUAAAUACAAAAAUCAAAUUCUUAUAUUUCCCACUGUGCAACAAUGUCUGUUUUUAUUGUGUUCAUUUACCUCACUGUGUGUUCAUGGCUUGGUUUAAUCUUGAACUCGUUCUGUAUUGUAUUUAUUGAAGAACAAUAAUUUCCCUCAUGUUUCUACUUUGUGGAAAC